AUGGGCCACAGCGCCUUCGUCCGCGGGGUCUUCACCCACCUGGUGCUGCCACACCUGCAGCGGGUGCUCUACGUCGACAUCGGGGACGUGCUGGUGUUCGGGGACGUCGCCGAGCUGUGGGGCCUCUUCGACCGCUUCGAUGAGCACCAGCUCGUCGGGAUUGCGGACGAGAAUGGCGUCGGCUUUCUACACGGGGAGCGCUAUGGAAGCCAGAAGAAAAGGCGGGGACGUGCCCGACCUAACAAUACGGGGAUCCUGCUUCUGGAUCUGGAGAGGCAGCGCCAGGCGAGGUUCGAGGAGGAGGCCGUAAGGGUCUCCUGGUCGCAGGAGAACGCCUGCCAUCAGGCCGACAUGUCGCUGCUCGGCUGGAUUCUGAUCCAACUGGGGGAACAAACAAUGCAGCCGCAGUGGAGGUUCGAGCUGUCGAGCCUGUGGCACUACAUGCCCUCCACGGAGUGGCAGACCGCCGACUUCGACAGCAGCUACGUCAACAGGUCCUGGCCCGCGGAGCUCGUCCGCUUCCGGCUCUUCCCUGGGCUUCGCGGCCCCGCGGACGUGGAGCACCCCUGCGCCCAGUGGUACGAGCUGGCCGGGGACAUGCUCCGGGGCAUGAUGCACGCGCAGAUCACGGCAAGUCCCACCUGA
This is a messenger RNA of Prorocentrum cordatum, 645 nucleotides long. The record is from the annotation of a GenBank genome assembly. NCBI's taxonomy places the organism in Eukaryota, Dinophyceae, Prorocentrales, Prorocentraceae.